UGUGUGAUAGUAACAAUUGAGAUUUGAGAAUUGAAAAAUCUGAAUUUAUAUUUAUUGAAUACUUAAAAAUUAUUUCCUAUUUAUUCAAACAGCAAGAGACGUUUGUAGAACAUUUUUGUACCUUGUAUAUUUAAAUUUUUAAAGAUGAAUACAGUGUAUUAUAAUCCUGAGAAUUUACCUAUUGAGAAUGUUACGAUUUCAACUGCAAACGAUGGUGUGGUUCAGAUAAUAAAAGCUUUGGACCCAUAUUGGGUUGAGAAAAAGAAUCUAAUACUAUAUGAGAAGCCACCUACAAGCAGUGGUAUGAUUAUAGGAGCACUGGACUCAUGGAGAUCAAAAAUGUCACUGUAUCUAGAGAACUUAAAAUGGCUGCUAAGUUUAGAACACCACAGAUUUUGGAGCACAGUUCUUUAUCACCCUCAGUGUAUGGAUUCUCUUAUUUCAUUCCUGCAAGAAUCCUCUCCACCAUACAUUCCACCACAUGAAGCUAAAGAAAUUCAAAACUUAUAUGAAGAAAUCAGAAGGCUAGUUUUUGUUGCAUUUAGUAGACUGAUUACGAAUAAGGAGAGUAAGACACAAUGGAUGACUAAGGAACAUAUGGCAAGUUUAAUAUAUGAAAAUUUUAUAUUUACAAUACCGGUAUUAUGGGAUAUAUGUUUAACAUAUGGUGUAGACAAUAGCCGACAUGUCUCAAGACUGGUAGAGGCUGUGUAUACACUGCAGCCUAGGUAUGAAGGGGAUACUGCACAGGCACUAGUUUUUGUACAUGAGGCCUUCAAAUAUAUAAUUUUACAAGUAAAUAAAGACUAUGAUUGUGAGGAUCCACCAAAUUUACCUGAAACAUUUAAAGGUUUUGGAGAAAUCAGGCGACCUACAAAUUCCAAAGGACAAGAGAAGCUCACAUUUGACACACUUCGGGAUCUGGUUGUCCAUAUGCUUGAUUCUGCCAUGACCUUGAAAAUAUAUGUAGAAGUUUAUUCAAAGGGUGUCCAUAUAUUAAAGAGUACAAAUUUUAUUUUAAGUAUAGUUCAAGUGUACGAGUAUGGAAUACCACAUUUAUAUGAGAAGUUAGAGGAAGUUGGUGACCCCACACGUGUUAGUUAUACAGAGGUCGAAGAGUUCAUUGACCUCACCAGAUCAGAACUCAUUGAUGUAUUCAGAGAAGUGCUGGCUGUGUACAAGAAUGCUAUUUUCAGCGGAGAAGGCAAUAUAACAAACAAUGUUGAAUGCUAUCUGUCUGUCAUGAUGGAUGCGCUGUCUGAACGACUUCUAAUAAAAGACUACCAUUUGUGCCACCCGGUACAUGAAGAUAUUGAUAUGCUGCGACAAGCUUAUCCUGCUAUUGAUCCAGUAAAAACAGAUUUUAUAUUACAAGCUAUAUACUCCAAUCUAGAUGAAGAAAUACCGGAAUGCACCCAAAGACAAAGUGAGCAUAGAGAAAUAAACGGCAAUCUUGAAACCUUAGAUAUACCCUCAUCUUCCAAAGACAUCGACAUACCAGAUAAUGUCAGAGAGCAAUCUUUAAUCAGUGAGGUUAAGGAUAUAUUGCCGCAUCUUGGAGAUGGAUUUGUUUUGAAAUGUCUGGAAUAUUACGAAUUUCAGGUUGAUAGGGUUGUAAAUAGUGUUUUGGAGGAUACGUUGGCAGAACCAUUAAGAAAAUUGGACAAAGACCUACCAAUAAUCCCAGAAGACCCAGUAGACAGAAAGUUCCUAGAAACCGGAGUGGAAAGACUUAACGUGUUUGAUGGUGACCAGUUUGAUAUAAUGACCCGUGAUGAUGUGGACCUGAGCAAGAUUCAUAUUGGGAAGAGGAAAUCGAAAUACAAAGACCUUAAGGAUAUGUUAAAUGACAAGACUGACGUAAAGACCAGGGUUGAUAUAUAUAGCAAAUAUAAUCUGGUGUGUGACGAAGAAGCACUUUACUCCGAUGAGUAUGACGACACAUAUGACUCAGAUGGCAUAGCCCCGACUAAAGAUAUGGCAGAUGACCCCAGGAGACCAUUUGUGACCCCACGUGCUUUGCUGAACACGAAAAAGGAUGUUGAGGAAUCCGACGAAUCGGAGAGUGAAGACGAGAAACCAAGUCAGGAGAAGAGUGAUAGAAGAGAUUUCUGUGUCAAUCCGGAAGAGAUGAGAGCUAGAAGAGAGGCUAACAAUGCUAGAGGAAGGAGAAAACCCGCGCCUGCCAGAAACAUUGACGUCGCGGGCGCUCCUAAAGGCCAAGGGCAGACGAAAGAUGUCCUCAACAAUAGAGAUCGGAAAGAAAAGCACAAAUCUUCGAGAGCCAAUCAUAAUAGGCGACAGGGAGCGCAAUGGAAACGGAGUCAGGGCAUGAUGCCAUCAUAGUGUUUAACCGUAAAAAAAACCCGCAAAAAAACCGCUAGAUGAAAACAAAAACUCAUAUCCUAACACUUUAUUCUCUAUAUAAAGUAAUAACUCCGGUUCCUAUAGGAAAUCGCGUUGUAGGCUUAUUCUCGUAAAAGCAUUUUUUAUAACACGAUUAAAACAAGUGCAAAGGUACGGAAACUAAUUAUACAUUUCUCACUAGAAAUAUAACUUGAGAAAUCUCCGCGUUAUAUGAAAACGUGUAGUAUUGCUUUUCGUGUGUAUUGCCUGACACAGGUCUAUUUAUAACUUACAAUUGUUAUUUUAUGAAGUUUUUUCUUAAAUAAAUUCGCUUUCUCCAGUUAUUCCCUAACUUAAUAAUAUUGUACUCCAUAUAUUACGUAGUCUUCAUUGGUAUUAAAUAGCGGUUAAAACCCGCAGGUAUUGUGAUUUGUAGCGGUCUCUCCUUGUAACACUAUUACGUGAAGAUUUUCCUAAUUAUUCAUUAUAUAUUUAUGUAUCUAAUCAUGGUUCAGAAUUAACCAUAUUCUAAACCAAUACAUUUUUGACACAUUUAGCCCUAAUUGUUUUUUAAAUAGGUCCAGGCUUUUCUUUUAGUUUUUUAACAUACUACAGUGUGAAUUAUAAAAUUUUAAAGUUUUGUUUUGUUUAAUCGAUAUAUUUAUUAAAAGACCGGAAAUGCACUUGGGAUUCUUAUGAAAAUGUAUGUCUAUGGGCGGCGGUAUAACUUAACAUCAGAAGAGCCUUCUGCCCUGUUAAAAAAAUCUAUUUUAUAAAUGUUAAAUGCGCUCAUCUUUGUGACUGGUUUAAAUUAUUUUGAUGAUGUUAUCGAAUAAAUAGCUAAUAUUCCCAGCUAAAGUUGAGUAAACAGCAUAGCGAAAAAAAUUCUUACAAAGUAACGUUUCUUGCCAAUAGAGUUCGAGGCGUCGUAACCAAAUCAUAAUCGGCCUUAUUGACAGUAGGACAGUAAACACUGUCAGAAAACAAUUUGACAGAAAGAGACGAUAGAAUACUGUAGUUCAAUUAGACCAUUUUAACAGAUGACAUCUGACACUUGACGUAGUAAUGGCGGAGGUAGUUUUUAUUAGAAUUACACAAUUUUUUAGCUGUUUCAAUUCUGAUCAUUUAAAUAAAGCAUUCUUAUUAGAUAAUUGUGUGAAUUCAACGUCAUUACAAUUGAGCGUCAGUGCUUACGAAGCUAAAACUGACAGGUGUCAAGUGUAUUCUAUCAGAUUCCGUAUAUCAUUUACCGUGUUUGUAAAGCUCAAUCCAGGUCAUUAAACUAAAGAGACCUUUAAGGCUUUCUACCAGACCAUAAAGCACAUAGUCUGUAAUCUAUUAUUUAUGACUGACACUUUCAGUGUUAUUCACACUGCCAAAUGAGAAUUUAAAAUUUUGUAUUUUUUUAAAUUCACUUGUCAAGGAAAUAUUGCAUUAGACACAGAAAUAUAUCUGCAAUCUGUGCCGGGAGAAUAUAUUUUUGUCAUUGAUACAUUAUAUCCGUGUAGUGUAAUAAAUUAUAUAUUUAUAUUUAGUGUUUAAUUUUGCCAGUCAUUAUUUCAUACCACACCCAGUUGUUACCCUGUAAAUCCAAAAAUCACUCUCUGUAUCAUGAAAUACCGGGGAAAAACCCCCGUAAUAGCGACCAUAAUAAUAACAUAACGCAUAAGCGAAAAAUUACACAAACCGAACACAAGCGACGGCC
Molecule: messenger RNA, 4051 nt
Organism: Pieris brassicae (large cabbage white)
Lineage: Eukaryota; Metazoa; Arthropoda; Insecta; Lepidoptera; Pieridae
Product: activating signal cointegrator 1 complex subunit 2
Exons: 13
Coding region: 145-2346 (733 amino acids)
Biological process (GO): regulation of DNA-templated transcription
Molecular function (GO): ubiquitin binding
Source: RefSeq, a predicted model, not a curated record